This is a messenger RNA of Choloepus didactylus (southern two-toed sloth), 2069 nucleotides long. RefSeq names its product calsequestrin 1 (gene CASQ1). The coding region runs from base 371 to 1573 and encodes 400 amino acids. Gene Ontology annotation, molecular function: calcium ion binding. NCBI's taxonomy places the organism in Eukaryota, Metazoa, Chordata, Mammalia, Pilosa, Megalonychidae. Gene Ontology annotation, cellular component: sarcoplasmic reticulum lumen. Gene Ontology annotation, biological process: regulation of skeletal muscle contraction by regulation of release of sequestered calcium ion. The transcript has 11 exons. The record is from RefSeq and is a predicted model, not a curated record.
GAGGGGUAAGAGGUGGGAGGAUUUGGGCCCUCAUGGAGCUGCCCUGGCCUCAGAAGGUUAUCUGUCUCUCCUGCCAACCACGGGGACAUAUUUAGACAGGGCCAGGUGGGGCCGAGGAGGUGCCAGUUUCACGGGCAGCUCCGGUUCCCUCUCCACCCCCUGCACCUAGCCCUCCUCCUGACCCUCUUUCUCUUGGUUCUGUCGGCAGUUUCGCCAGGACCCAGCAGUGUCCUCUGUCCACUGCUCAGGGCCAUUCCCACCCCACCCCCUCUUGAGCCCCUUAACUGGGGAUUCAGGACCCUGGGGCCCCUCCCUACCCCAGCUCACCACCUUCUGGACCAGGAGAGCCGACCCAGAUCCCACUACCUCCAUGAGUGCUACAGACAAGAUGGGGGCCAGAGCCAGACUGGCUCUGUGGCUGGCACUGCUGCUACUGCUGGUGCUAGGGACACCCGAGUUGGGGGUGCACGGGGAGGAAGGGUUGGACUUCCCUGCGUAUGAUGGUGUGGACCGUGUGAUCAACGUCAACGCGAAAAACUACAAGAAUGUGUUCAAGAAGUAUGAUGUGCUGGCACUGCUCUACCAUGAGCCCCCUGAGGAUGACAAGGCCUCACAAAGACAGUUUGAGAUGGAGGAGCUGAUCCUGGAGUUAGCAGCCCAAGUCCUAGAAGACAAGGGUGUUGGCUUCGGGCUGGUGGACUCUGAGAAGGACGCGGCCGUAGCCAAGAAACUAGGACUAAUCGAAGAGGACAGCAUUUAUGUGUUCAAGGGAGAUGAAGUCAUUGAGUAUGAUGGCGAGUUGUCUGCUGACACCCUGGUGGAGUUUCUGCUUGAUGUUCUAGAGGAUCCUGUGGAACUGAUUGAGGGUGAACGAGAGCUGCAGGCAUUUGAUAAUAUUGAAGAUGAGAUCAAACUCAUUGGCUACUUCAAGAACAAAGACUCAGAGCAUUUCAAAGCCUUCCAGGAUGCAGCAGAGGAGUUUCAUCCCUACAUCCCCUUCUUCGCCACCUUUGACAGCAAGGUGGCAAAGAAGCUGACUCUGAAGCUGAAUGAGAUUGAUUUCUAUGAGGCCUUCAUGGAGGAGCCUGUAACCAUCCCAGACAAACCCAACAGCAAAGAGGAGAUUGUCAGCUUUGUGGAGGAGCACAAGAGAUCAACCCUGAGGAAACUGAAGCCUGAGAGUAUGUAUGAAACCUGGGAGGAUGAUAUGGAUGGAAUCCACAUUGUGGCCUUUGCAGAGGAAGCUGAUCCUGAUGGUUUUGAAUUCUUGGAGAUCCUCAAGGCCGUGGCCCAAGAAAACACUGACAACCCUGAUCUUAGCAUCAUCUGGAUUGACCCUGAUGACUUCCCCUUGCUGGUUCCGUACUGGGAGAAGACGUUUGACAUCGACUUGUCAGCCCCACAAAUAGGAGUCGUCAAUGUUACUGAUGCGGAUAGCAUAUGGAUGGAGAUGGACAACGAGGAAGACCUGCCUUCUGCUGAGGAGCUGGAGGACUGGCUGGAAGAUGUGCUGGCGGGUGAGAUCAACACAGAGGAUGAUGACGAUGAUGAUGAUGAUGAUGAUGAUGACUAGUUAGUUGCUGUGGCAACUAUCUUCCAGGCCCACCUGCUCUUCUUAUGCUCCCUCCUGCCUUCCUUGUCCUUUCUUGAGCAUCUCCAGGGACACUAGACCAUUCUCUGCUAUAGGACCCCUUGGGUCUAUAUGUUGGGUGCUGAGACAGUGAUUCCCCACAUCUGUUGAGGAAAGGAGCUACUUUUUCCUAGACAUCAGCCAAGUCCUCUCGUCCAACUUCUGUUUCUUGUUUCAUAACUUACUUGUAUUUGCUCUUUGUUUCUUCCAUCACACCCUAUACUUUUUCUUGUGGUUUUCCUCUAGCCAUAACUACAGGCUCCCAUCCCUCUCCUAUUCCCUCCAUCUGUGCACAACGUAUCCCCACUCUCUCAAACCCUAUAUCCUUCUGACUGUCUUAUUCCUGGCCAAGAGGAAGGGAAGGUCCUGUGUUUGGGGAGGUAUCUCAGCAGUCUCUUGUUAAUGUAUUUGGGUCAAAUGAGAGCCCUCAAUAAAAAGA